Messenger RNA from Trematosphaeria pertusa, 812 nucleotides. RefSeq lists its product as uncharacterized. The record is from RefSeq and is a predicted model, not a curated record. NCBI's taxonomy places the organism in Eukaryota, Fungi, Ascomycota, Dothideomycetes, Pleosporales, Trematosphaeriaceae. Bases 63 to 533 code for a protein of 156 amino acids. The transcript is spliced from 4 exons.
CACCCACACCACCCGCAUCGCCCACAUCGCUCGUCUAACAACCAACGUCACACGUCGUCGCCAUGCUCCCGUUCGCGCUUCCUAAAAAGGCAACCCCAGAAGACGCGCGGAAGAAGGCCGGGUACACUAAAUGGCAAUGGGACAGGUUCUACCGCCUCACCAAGUCGGAAGCAAAAAUGGUUCACCAGAAGCACCCAGACUGGACGUGGCCGGCGGUACCAGUUGAGGAGAAGGAGGAGAUGAUGAAACGGGUUAACGCUGAGUUAGCCGCAUGGAACAUUCCCGAGGUUGGGGAAGACGUGUUUGGCUGGCGGAUGUCAUUAGCGAUCCGAGACUGCCGCCAUACUGCAGGGAGUCGCACACGCCAUGCAAGCCAAUCGACAGACGCUCAUUCCGAGACGGGGCAGCCUGCUGCAAGCCAAGACUCAACCCCUGCCCGCAACGCUGGAGAAACCGUGCGACGCCUUCAAGAGGGUAGUCUAUGGCCAAUACGGAAGAUGAGCAAGCUGCGCAAGAGCGGAUUGGGACAUUGAGCAUGGGAGCUGUUCCUCCUCUGCAUACCUAGUCCACCCAAGGAGCUCGAGGACAGGCGAGGCAUCACCGGGGAUGUGCAUGACCGCCCGUGUAACCACUAUAGAAGAUGCUGAAUCAAGAUUUGCUCGCGGAAAGUUUUGGUGUAGGAACCCCGGCAUCGCGUUCCACCUCCUGAGCUCGUUCUUCGCGUAAGGGCGUCACCUUAACAGCGCUUUUAUACAAAUCCUUCGCAGAAAUACGCAUGGUAUCGAACUAAAGACACUCCGAAGCAUCGCCAC